Messenger RNA from Tachysurus fulvidraco (yellow catfish), 1678 nucleotides. It is a transcript of the gene ncf1, whose product is annotated as neutrophil cytosolic factor 1. Gene Ontology annotation, cellular component: cytoplasm; NADPH oxidase complex. Bases 90 to 1301 code for a protein of 403 amino acids. Gene Ontology annotation, molecular function: protein binding; phosphatidylinositol binding; superoxide-generating NADPH oxidase activator activity. The record is from RefSeq and is a predicted model, not a curated record. NCBI's taxonomy places the organism in Eukaryota, Metazoa, Chordata, Actinopteri, Siluriformes, Bagridae. The transcript has 11 exons. Gene Ontology annotation, biological process: superoxide anion generation; respiratory burst.
ACAGAUUUCCUCUGUGAAAGUGGAUCCUAUAAAUACCAGCAUGUUGUUUUCCUCUGCUUUAAUGCUGUGAGUCUUGUCUGUGUUUCAGGAUGGCAGAACUAUAUGUGCAACACAUAGAGCUUUUGGGCUUUGAGAAAAGGUUUUAUCCAAGCCAGCAUUAUGUGUACAUGAUCAUGGUGAAAUGGAGCGAUCUGUCGGAAAAACUGAUCUACAGAAAAUAUCCAGAAAUUCAUAUUUUUCACAAAUCUCUGAAGGAGAUGUUCCCAAUCGAGGCAGGUGACAUCGAUCCUAAAGAUCGUAUAAUUCCAUCUUUGCCAGCUCCAAAAUGGCUCGACAGCCAGAAGUCAGCCGAGACUAGACAAGGGACUCUGUCGGAAUACUUUCAAACACUGCUUAACCUGCAUCCAAAGAUCUCCCACUGUCAGCUAGUCAGAGACUUCUUUAAAGUACGGCCAGAUGAUGAGAGUCCACCAGCUGCUCACCUACAAAAACGUAACGAGACCUUUGUCCUGUCCAGGGAUAGAGCAAGGACAACCACCUCUGAAAUCACAGGUCCAAUCAUGCUGGAAACCUACAGAGUGAUUGCAGAUUACAGCAAAACCUCAAAAUAUGAGCUCAACCUGAAAGCAGGAGAUUUAGUGGACAUUGUAGAGAAAAGUUCCAAUGGUUGGUGGUUCUGCCAGUGUGAAACACAGAGAGGAUGGGCUCCAGCCUCCUAUCUAGAACCACUAGAUCAACCUGAAGAGUCUGAGGAGGAGGAACCCAAUUAUGCAGGAGAGCUGUACAAAACCACAAAAGCCUACAAAGCAGUGGAGGAAGAUGAGAUCAGCCUGGAGGUUGGAGAAAUCGUUGAGGUCAUCCAUAAGCUACUGGAUGGCUGGUGGGUGGUCAGGAAAGGAGAGGAGACAGGGCACUACCCCUCCAUGUUCCUUUGGAGUACUGGAGAAAGAAAGGAAGUGGAGGCUGUAAUUAGCCCUUCCAACAGGAACACUCCACCACCCAGGAGAUCGACUAUACGCAACGCCCAGAGCAUCCAUGCCAAAGGUCGCCAACGAAUCAGCCAAGACACAUACCGCAGACAGAGUCGCAAAUUCUUACAGCAGCGAGGGAGACUCCCGUCCCAGCCGAGGAAAAACUCCAAAUCUGUGGCAGAGGAAAAUCCAGAAGACAAUGCAAAAGAAGCUGCCCUAAAAGAAAAGGCAAAGAAAACCCCAACCAUACCUCCAAGGCCUAGCCAUGAGCUCAUUAUGGAGCGCUGCACGGAGAACACACGCAAGAGAGUCAGCAUCCAUGCCAACUGAAGUGGCCUAGCCAAUUAAAUGCUCACAACCACACUUGAAUGAAGAACGUAAAGCAUGACUCUUGAGACUUUUCGUUGCAAGGAGGUUGUAUGGCAUGAAACAGUAGCAUGAUUUUAUUUCUCUGCUCAAGCACAUAUGAUUUGUUUUUGUGAAUGCACAAAAAAAAAACAAUGUUGUUUAAAGAACUGCAGGUCUGGCAGCUUAAAAAUAUUAGCAAAGCCCAGAGAAAACUUCUCUUCUGUGCUCCAGCUCUGUAAGUAAAGAGGAUUGUAGCAGCUUUAAGCUUUGUGUAGGACUAAAUUCAUAUGUUGUUUUCAAUAAGCUAUAGUUUUUUCAUUGUACUUUUUAAUUUUUUAAUAAAUUAAAUUAUAAAAUUA